UGCCACACUGUAUUCAUGGCGGUUGAAUGCAUUUUGACUCUGUGGAACAAUAUGGGAAAGUUACCCCUUUUCAUAUUCUUCAGAGAUUCAAGGAAUGUUCUGAAAAAGGAUGAACUAGGCAUAGAAAUAGCGAACAUAGGAUUACCUGCAACAUUUGCUUUGAUGGCAGAUCCUAUUGCUUCUCUAAUAGACACAGCAUUCAUUGGCCGCAUAGGUGCCAUGGAGUUAGCUUCUGUAGGAAUUUCGGUUGCAAUUUUUAAUCAAGUAUCAAGGAUUACCAUGUUCCCACUAGUCAGUAUUACCACUUCUUUUGUUGCUGAGGAAGAAGCUACUAUUAAAUCUACUUCUGAAGCGGAAGAUUAUGAAAAUGUUGGAAGUAAUCAAGAUUUUGGCCUGGAAAUGGUGCCUCUAACUGGCAGCAGUGACAUGAAAAUAGCCAAAUCCGAGGACAAUAGAAGACGUGUACCAUCAGCAUCUUCAGCUCUGGUUAUUGGUUGCAUGCUUGGAAUACUUCAAACUUUGUUCCUUAUUUCCACUGCUAAACCUCUCUUACGUUACAUGGGCGUAAAACCUGAAUCUCCUAUGCUCAAGAUAGCCCAACAAUACUUGACAUUACGAUCACUCGGUGCUCCAGCUAUUCUUCUUUCGUUGGCUGCUCAGGGUGUUUUCCGGGGAUUAAAGGAUACUAAAACUCCCUUUUAUGCAAUCAUCAUUGGAGACUCGGUGAACAUUCUUCUCGACCCCAUAUUCAUAUUCACACUUCGUUUGGGGGUCAAUGGUGCAGCCAUCGCUCAUGUAGUUUCUCAGUAUUUAAUUUUUAUCGUACUCAUUUGGAGAUUAGUUGAAAAUGUCAUUCUAUUGCCUCCAAGUUUUAAAGAGUUACAGUUAGGUCGAUUUCUUAAAAGUGGAUUUCAGCUAUUGGUUAAGGUAAUAUCCACAACAUCUUGUAUAACCCUGGCGACUUCAUUAGUGGCUAGGCUGGGGCCAAAACCAAUGGCUGCAUUUCAGGUUUGCUUGCAGAUGUGGGUGGCAACCUCUUUGCUUGCCGAUGGACUGGCUGUUGCAGCACAAGCAAUCCUUGCAAGUGCAUUUGCGAAGAAAGAUUAUGAAAAGAUAGUGGCUGCUGCUUCUCGUGUGUUGCAGAUUGGUCUUCUUUUGGGGCUUCUGCUAUCAUUUUUUCUAGCAGCUGUAUCACAACUUGCUUCCACUUUGUUUACCAAGGAUUCCGAUGUUUUGAACCUCAUGAACAUCAGCUUUCCGGUAUAG
Molecule: messenger RNA, 1266 nt
Organism: Hibiscus syriacus
Lineage: Eukaryota; Viridiplantae; Streptophyta; Magnoliopsida; Malvales; Malvaceae
Product: protein DETOXIFICATION 42-like
Exons: 10
Coding region: 16-1266 (416 amino acids)
Biological process (GO): transmembrane transport
Cellular component (GO): membrane
Molecular function (GO): antiporter activity; xenobiotic transmembrane transporter activity
Source: RefSeq, a predicted model, not a curated record